Colletotrichum abscissum is the source of this 414-nucleotide messenger RNA. RefSeq lists its product as uncharacterized. The record is from RefSeq and is a predicted model, not a curated record. NCBI's taxonomy places the organism in Eukaryota, Fungi, Ascomycota, Sordariomycetes, Glomerellales, Glomerellaceae. Bases 1 to 414 code for a protein of 137 amino acids. The transcript has 4 exons.
AUGUCGUCGUCAAUUGCAAUCCCGAUGACCCCGUCGUCGGCCAACACAUAUCACCACCACCAGUCACCCCAGGUCCGGGGUGCUGCUAGCUCUUCCUCGUCGACAUACUCCAGUUCACCUCAAACAUCUUCCCCGACUUCCGUUCAGAAGCGAAAGAUGGUCCAUGAACGUCGUCCUAGCCUUCUCAGCUCCGCCUUGUCGAAGCAGGAAAGCACCGUUAUCAACAUCGGCGAACCAAACGGAACUCCCCGCCUUAUCACCUACCUCUCCUCGAGCCAGGGCUUUGCAUGGAACCCAGAGAUCUUCCUGCCGUCGUAUGUCGAUUGUGACUACACCCCGCUCGAGAACCGACGGGAGCCCGUACACGAGAUUGUCCUUAGCGACGAGGAGAUCAACAACAUGUUUCCUCAAUAA